Strongyloides ratti is the source of this 822-nucleotide messenger RNA. Its product is annotated as N-acetyltransferase ESCO, zinc-finger domain and N-acetyltransferase ESCO, acetyl-transferase domain-containing protein. The record is from RefSeq and is a predicted model, not a curated record. The coding region runs from base 1 to 822 and encodes 273 amino acids. Lineage: Eukaryota; Metazoa; Nematoda; Chromadorea; Rhabditida; Strongyloididae. The transcript is spliced from 3 exons. Gene Ontology annotation, biological process: mitotic sister chromatid cohesion. Gene Ontology annotation, molecular function: protein-lysine-acetyltransferase activity. Gene Ontology annotation, cellular component: chromatin; nucleus.
AUGUCAAAUAGUAAUAAUUUGAUAACAAAUUAUUUUAAAUCUACAACACCAUUGUUAAAACGAUCAUUACCAAUUGAAAUUGAUAAGUGCAGUAAUUCUCAUUUUGGACAAACCAAGAUAAAAAGAAAAUAUAUUAAUGAUAGUGAUAAGAGACAACAGAGAUUAGACUUUGGGCAACGUAAUAUUGGACCUAUAUAUUGUAGAGAUUGUGAAUAUGUUUAUGAACAAACAAAUCCAGAAGAUGUUAAAGCACAUGAUAAGUACCAUAAUCGUGCUUUUACUGUUGAUGCAUUUAAAGUGACAUCAAAACAAUUAGAAAUUUGGAAAGAAGUACAUUUCUAUAAGGAAGAUGAAAAUAAACUUUAUUUUCAUAUUAAAAAAACUUCAAAAUCAACGUUAAUCAAAAAAAUUGAAAUUUUAUUAGAAGAAACAUUAAAUAAAGAAUUAGAAGAGGAAUCAAAAAAUAUUUGGGGUUCAUUAAAUACCAGGGAAGGAUAUGUAUAUAUUGAAAAAAUUUCUAAUAAGUCAUCGUAUAUUGGAGGGAUAGCAUUUGUGGAAUAUUUUAAAGAAGCAAAAAUUUUAAAAAGUUUUGAGACGGUCAAAGGAAAUUUUCUUGGAUUAUAUAUUCUUUGGGUUCAUCCAUUAAUAAGGAGGAAAAAGAUUGGUACAAAUCUUCUAGAUGUUAUAAGAGAAAUUCAUUUACCCUUGAUAUAUUUUUCAAAGGAUUCUUUUUUAAUUGAUCAUAGUACACAAGUUUUUGAAGAUUUUAUUUCAUCAUAUACUGAUAAGCAUAUUUCAGAUAUUUUGACUUUUGUAACAUAA